GGUCCCCCAUCGUGGCGUCGCGGAAGGCGCUAUGGCCAGCGUCCACGAGAGCCUCUACUUCAACCCCAUGAUGACCAACGGCGUGGUUCAUGCCAAUGUCUUCGGCAUCAAGGACUGGGUCACCCCCUACAAGAUGGCCCUGCUGGUGCUGAUCCGGGAGCUGGGCCGGACCGGGCCGCAACUCAGCCUGCUGGAAAGACGGCGUCUCAACCGGCUGCUACUGCCCCUCUUGCAGGGUCCUGAUAUGACAUUGUCUCGUUUGAUUCAAGCUAUUGAUGAAUGCUGCCGUGAAAUAGCAAAUUCUGUUCAAACAAGGAUCAAGCUGAUGGCGGAAGGUGAAUUGAAAGAUAUGGAACAAUUCUUUGACGAUCUUUCAGACUCAUUCAGUGGAACCGAACCAGAAGUUCACAAAACAAGUGUUGUAGGCUUGUUCCUGCGCCACAUGAUCCUGGCUUAUAAUAAACUCUCAUUCAGCCAAGUCUACAAGCUUUACACGGCUCUCCAGCAGUUCUUCCAAAAUGAAGAGAAGAAAGGCAGAGGUGAUGAGAGUGAAAUGGAGCUGACCCGUUGUGGAGAACCGGAUGAGGAAAUGGAGAAAGAAGAACUUGAUGGACCGCUCAGGGAGGAAGAGAUAUCCUGCAAUGGCCCACUUUCACAGAAGCAAGCGGAAUACUUCCUCUCCCAACAGGCAUCUUUGUUGAAAAACGAUGAGACUAAAGCACUUUCUCCGGCAUCUUUACAAAAGGAGCUGAACAACUUGUUAAAAUUUAACCCGGAUUUUGCGGAAGCGCAUUACUUGAGCUACUUAAACAGCCUUCGAGUCCAAGACGUCUUCAGCUCAACGCAUAGCCUCCUUCACUACUUUGACCGCUUGAUUCUUACCGGGGCAGAAAGCAAAAGUAACGGAGACGAAGGCUAUGGGCGAAGCCUCCGAUACGCUGCUCUUAAUUUGGCUGCGCUGCACUGCCGCUUUGGUCACUACCACCAGGCUGAGCUGGCCCUGCAGGAAGCCAUCCGGAUUGCCCAGGAGUCUAACGAUCACGUCUGCCUGCAGCAUUGCUUGAGCUGGCUGCACAUCUUGGAACAGAAAAGAUCGGAUAGCUGCAUACUUCUAGAGCACUCUGUGAAGAAAGCUGUAUAUUUUGGAUUACCAUAUUUAGCCUCUCUGGGGAUCCAGUCUUUGGUCCAGCAAAGAGCUUUGGCAGGAAAGACGGCCAACAAACUAAUGGAUGCUCUGAAAGACUCCGACCUCUUACACUGGAAACACAGCUUGUCUGAACUGAUUGAUAUUAGCAUCGCCCAGAAGACGGCCAUUUGGAGGCUGUAUGGACGCAGCACAAUGGCGCUCCAGCAGGCCCAGAUGCUCUUGAGCAUGAACAGCCUGGAGGCCGUGAACGUGGGCGUUCAGCAAAACAACACCGAGUCCUUUGCCGUGGUGCUGUGUCACUUGGCAGAGCUGCACGCGGAGCAGGGUUACUUCACCGCGGCCUCCGAGGUUCUGAAGCAUCUUAAGGAGAGAUUUCCCACCAACAGUCAGCAUGCCCAGCUGUGGAUGCUGUUCGAUCAGAAAAUCCAAUUCGAUCGAGCCCUGAACGAUGGCCGGUACCACGUUGCCGACUCACUGGUGGCUGGGAUCACUGCGCUGAACAGCUGUGAGGGGGUUUACAGGAAAGUGACUUUGCUUAAGGCCCAGAAUCAGGUGUCCAAGGCCCACAAGCUCCUGGAGAAGCUCUUGAGCCACUGCUAUAAAAUCAAAAACAUCGAGAUGGUCAUCAGCGUCCUGCUCUCCAUGGCCGAGCUGUAUUGGCAGUCUCUGUGCCACACGAUCGCUUUGCCCAUCCUGCUGCAGGCCCUGGCGCUGGCGAGGGAGUACCGCCUGCAGUACCUGGCUUCGGAAACCAUCCUCAAUUUGGCUUUUGCCCAGCUCAUCCUGGGGAUUCCCGAGCAAGCCCUCAGCAUCCUGCACAUGGCCAUAGAGCCCAUCCUGGCCCAUGGGGCUGUGCUGGACAAAGGAGCCGCCAUGUUCUUGGUGGCCAAGUGCCAGGUUGCUUCGGCGGCCUCUUACGAGCCCGCCAAGAAGGCAGAAGGUAAGCUCUCCCCACCGUCGGCGUCCCCAGGGCAACGAUGUGUGGAUUGCAAAGAACAGCUGCGGGACGUCCUGUAUCUCCAAGCCAGGCUCUUCCACAGCCUGGGUAAGACCCAAGAGAGGAACCAGUGCGCCAUGCUCUUCCGGCAGCUUCACCUGGAAUUCCCCGCCCGGGGGGUCCCCCUGAUCAGCACGUUUAAAUGAGGCCUCUGAGCAGAGGAGUCCAGUCCCCCGGGGGGGGGGGGGCAGCUGGGCCACAAAACUGGAACGAGACCCGUAGAUCGUCCCUCUGCGGUUCUUCCUCCCCUCCUUAUGUGUCCCUCACUCCGUGCCGUGUUCAGUCUUUGGAAAUGCCAAUAAAUUGGUCUGUGGGCAAUAGCCAGAGGCACCGUGCCUGUGUUCCGAUGCCCAUCUUGCUUGGCUUGUCCUUGCCGGUCGAGGCCCACUGACCCAUCCUGGUCAAAAGGGGAUGCCACGGACUUUCUUGCCACGGACUCGCAGUCAACGUCUUUGCCAUAUGUGAACCACUGCAGGUAAUCCUCGACUUGUGACCA
Messenger RNA from Notechis scutatus (mainland tiger snake), 2640 nucleotides. The record is from RefSeq and is a predicted model, not a curated record. NCBI's taxonomy places the organism in Eukaryota, Metazoa, Chordata, Lepidosauria, Squamata, Elapidae.